AUGGCGUGCUUCGAUGAUUCGACCUUGAAGGUUCUCGACGAACCCGCCAUCAUCGUUUUUAUCCAUGGCUUUAAUGGACACCCAGAGCGAACCUGGAGGCACAAGGGCGAUGCCGACAAUCUGAUUGAAGAUCAAGGGGAUGGGCGACCUCGAAAAUUCCAAAAGAUACUUGAUUCCGUGAAGAUCUCCCGCGAUCGCAAGUCCGUCUAUUGGCCUAAGGAUCUAUUACCCCAUACUGUUCCUCACGCACGAAUACUAGCAUAUGGCUACGACACUCGCUUCGGACAUCGACUCAGUCCUCCGAGGAGUCAGAAGUCGGUCUAUGAUUUUGCCAAGGACUUCUUGAUGGCAUUGGAAGCCGUACGUCGGUGUCAGCCUACCAGACCCCUCUUGUUCAUUGCCCACAGUCUUGGAGGAGUCGUUGUCAAGGAGAUGCUCCGACAGUCAUAUGGCUACCUCAACUACCAUCCUCAUCUUCGAACCAUAUCUGAGUCAACUCUGGGUAUCGUCUUCUUCGGAACUCCACACGGCGGGGCUGAUCCGCGCGGGCUUUUAAGGUCCAUUGCCGAAAAUGUCGCUCGAGCGUUUGGUUUCACAGCGAACGAAACUGUCCUGGAGAGCUUGCUCCCUUCUUCGGAACGUCUGAAGCAACUACGGGACGAGUUUGGUCCAAUGGCCCGCGCAGAGGGAUGGAAGAUACACUGCUUCCAAGAAGAUCACGGUAUCAAGGCUCUCAAUGGAAGGAAGGUUGUUGAAGAUCCAUCUCCUUGCUUGCCUGAUUCGAGGUUGGAAAUCACCCAGCAUAUCGCAAACGAUCACAUGGAUAUGUGUCGCUUUAGCGGACUCCAUGAUGCCGAAUAUGGGAAAGUCGCCGCAGCAAUCAGUCGAAUUCUUGAAAAUUCGAGCGACCAACCUUUCCACGCUAGUCAGACAACGCUCAGUAUCCGACAACGGCAAGCCUGUAUCAAAUCGCUCGGUUUCGAUCAGAUUGAUGGUCGUCAUGGGACAAUCAAAACAGCCCAUGCAAAAACCUGCAGAUGGCUGCUCAAAAAAUCUGGGUACUGCGACUGGCUCGCUGUCGAAAGACUCUCCGAGCACAAUGGUUUUCUGUGGAUCAAGGGAAAAGCGGGCACUGGCAAAUCUACAAUCAUGAAAUAUAUCUUUGCGAACGCCAAAAAAAUAAUGUCGGAGGCCACAGUUAUUUCAUUCUUUUUCAACGCUAGAGGGGGAGACCUGGAGAAUUCUACUGAAGGUAUGUAUCGGUCGUUGCUUCUACAACUGCUGGAGAGCCGUCCCGAGCUUGGAAGCAUUCUGAAUCUUCUUCCGCGGCUGUUACUGUCUGAGACAGGUGAAUUCGAGGUCCAAUGGCAGCUUGAGACCCUGAAAGACGCCUUUCAAGCCGCCAUCAGAUGUAUUGGAACCAAAAGCCUGGUCUGCUUUGUCGAUGCGUUAGAUGAGUGCCAUGAAGAUGACAUCCGAGACAUGGUGGCAUUCUUCGAGACUCUCAGCCAAGAAGCAGUGCAAUCAGGAACACAGCUCCAUAUAUGUUUCUCGAGUCGCCAUUACCCCUAUAUCGCCGUGGAUAAGUGCGUUGAACUCGUGUUGGAGGACCAGGAGGGCCAUCAAGAUGACUUGGAGCACUACGUCCGCACCGAACUCAAAAUCGGCGAGAGCCCGCGCAGCGAAAAGAUCAAAACGGCCGUCCUCCAGAGGGCUAAUGGUAUCUUUUUGUGGGUUGUGCUCGUCGUCCGGAUCCUGCAGAAAGAAGUUGACAGAGGACGGAUACAUACACUUGAGAAGCGGCUCAGGGAAAUUCCAGACGGCCUCGAUAAGUUGUUCGAAGAUAUCUUGACAAGAGACGGGAGAAAUAGCGACGAUCUUCUGCUCUGUCUACAAUGGAUCCUAUUCGCCAAACGACCGUUGAAACGUGAAGAACUAUAUUUCGCGAUCUUGGCCGGAAACGACCCUGACCAACUCACACCCAGGGAUCCAACCGACACAACGACAGAUGUCAUGGACCGAUUUAUUCUGAAUUGUUCCAAAGGCCUCGCGGAGCUGACAAGGACGAAGAUCCAGACAGUACAAUUCAUCCACGAAUCAGUUCGGGAUUAUCUUCUUAAAGGCGACGGACUCAUGCACCUUCAACAGCCUAUUGAGUCGGAUUUUCAAGGGCAGAGCCAUGAAAAACUGAAGCUGUGCUGUCAAAACUACUUGACGCUUCAACACCCAAGUCAUGUGCCUUUGCGCAGACAAGAUAGGGCUGACUCUAGACUGGAGGAUGAUGGAAUGAGCCUGCGCGAGGACUUGUGCGCGCAAUAUCCAUUCUUAAGCUACGCAGUGAACCACGUCUUCGAUCACGCAGAGGCGGCAGCAGAGAAGAAGGUCUCGCAAACAACCUUCACCAUGGAAUUCGACUUCGCAACUUGGACGCGUUACAACAACAUUUUUGAGAAGUACCACAUCCGACAAUAUACCCCAUCCGUGAGCCCUCUAUAUAUUUUCGCCGAGAAGAAUUUACCCCGACUCAUUCGCAUUCAGCUUCAACAAGUGCCUUCUAUGGACAUCAGAGGUGAGCGACACCAAUUUCCUCUGCGGGCUGCCAUAGCAGCAAAAAAUAAGGAAGCAGUCGAGGAAUUUCUGAUGUCAGCUAUUGAAAUCAGGAGUCCUGCGCAACCCGAUCUCGAUUCUAUUCUCACCCAAAUGAACAGAAGAAGACUCGAUUGUGCAGAGUUCUUGGUGCAGAAUUCAAAGGUUUUCAAUCUUGGGGAAGAGUCAAUACUCUUCUGGGCUGUCGCAAAAGGCCGGAUGGACCUCGUCGAAACGUUGCUAGCCACGGAAAAGGUCCAGUUGGACUGUCAGACAAAGAUCAAAAAUGGAUGCCGCCUACAGAUCUCUCUGAGUACCAGUGUGUUCCACCUGACCUCAAUAAGAGUAUCGUUGUAUACCAAUCAGCGUGAGUCUCUUGAUUCGACCCAAGUUGCAUUGGCAUCACGUCUGCUCCAAGUCCAUGUGAUACCCUGGGCAUUUGAGCAUGGAUAUGGACUUUUAAUCAGACAUUUGAUCUGGCAUCUGAUUUGCACGACCGGAAGGUCCACGGAAGUGAAGCCCCUGCGCAACGACGCCGAUUUGAUCGCCCUAAUCUCCCACAGCACCUGGGUCAAUUUAAAUUUCAGGGAUGCCCGUUUUCGGUCGCUUUUAUCAUAUGCUGCAGGAUACGGACUCCCAGGUCUCGUGAAGCACAUUAUUGAGCAUAAAAUCAACCGAUUGGAUGACAAAGAUGACGCCGGGCGCACUCCUCUUUACUAUGCUGUGAUGAACUGCCAAGUAGACACAGUACAGAUGCUUCUCCAAACAACAAACAUGACUGAUCUCAGCCCGCCAGGCGUCGGUCUGAAUUUGUCAGCAGAGCAUCAGGAGGUGAUUGAGUUAAUGCUGAAACAUGGAGUCAACCAUCACGGUGUCACCAUUGACCAUCAUCGCCCUCUUAACUGGGCAUGUUUAUACGGGCACGAAUCAAUGGUGAAAUUGCUGCUAGAGCGUGGGGAUGUCGACGUGAAUGAGAAAGACAACGACAAUGGCUACACUCCAUUACACGCCGCAGUGACCGGAGGGCACGAAGCAAUAUUUGGCAACACUCCAUUACACAAGGCAGUCCAAGAAGCGGAGGACUCGAUUGUAGGGUUACUCCUUGAGAAUGGGAAUGUCGAUGUGAAUACAAGAGACGGUGAUCACGACACUCCACUAUCCUCCGCGGUCAUCGGGCGGAGAGAAGCGGUUGUUGGCCUUCUGCUCGAACGAUCUGAUAUCAAAUUCGACCCAGUCGGUACGCUCUCCAUACCCAUAAAUGAAUAUGCAAGAUUGUGGGGCUAUAUGGAACUGACCCAGAUCUUGGAGCAGAAAAUGCGUCAACAGCAGGGUAGAUCGUGCUUUGAUCAGGGCGGUGUUCCAAACGGAUAG
Molecule: messenger RNA, 3957 nt
Organism: Cladophialophora psammophila CBS 110553
Lineage: Eukaryota; Fungi; Ascomycota; Eurotiomycetes; Chaetothyriales; Herpotrichiellaceae
Exons: 5
Coding region: 1-3957 (1318 amino acids)
Molecular function (GO): protein binding
Source: RefSeq, a predicted model, not a curated record